UGGGAUUGGGUGGAUUGGGUGCUGUUGUGUGCCCGAAUGGCCGUUUAGCACCGUUUAGUGGACGAAACCUGGUAGCGGUAGCCUUCUGAGUGCACCCACUGGCGCACCCAGCGUCACUUAUUUGAACAAAAUGGGAGCGUAAAAUUGCGUUGGCUAUUAUUUUCGUAAAUAAUCGAUGUUACAAUAAUUGUCUGUAAGAUGGUCACAAUCUCAUGUAUGACAUAACACCAGCACAGAUCUAUAUAUGAACUUUAAUACACAAAACAUGGCUGGUACUACUUGGUCGGAAGACGAAAUUGGACAAAAAUGGGAUCGAUGUUUCACAGAUGCUCUUUUUAAAUUCGGAGGUGGAGUUUUCCUUGGUGGUGUAUUCUCUCUAUUUUUCUUCAAACGAAGACAAUGGCCCAUUUUAACUGGUGCUGGUUUUGGACUAGGUAUGGCUUAUGCAAAUUGUCAAGAAGAUUUGAAUUCAUCAGUGAGAUCACAACGAAAGCCCAAAGAUUGCAGCAAGGUUGUAUCCAAAGAUGAAGUUAAAAAAAGUCCUUAGCAAGUUCCGAUGAGAAAAAUUCUUAUGCUGUUACAGAAUAACAUAUAAUAUACAAAUAAACUAGUUGAACUUGUAUUAUAGUGUCAUAUGGAAUAAAAUUAUUAAUAAUUUUACAUUAUUAUGUUCCACUUAAUGACAUAAAAUAAAAAAUUAAAUUAUUAUAUUAUAUUAUUCAUAUGAUUUAGAACAGAUAGUUAAAAUUGAAAUAUACUACAUUGAUUUUACA
Molecule: messenger RNA, 773 nt
Organism: Hylaeus anthracinus
Lineage: Eukaryota; Metazoa; Arthropoda; Insecta; Hymenoptera; Colletidae
Product: MICOS complex subunit Mic10-like
Exons: 4
Coding region: 245-547 (100 amino acids)
Cellular component (GO): mitochondrial inner membrane; MICOS complex; mitochondrion
Source: RefSeq, a predicted model, not a curated record